Molecule: messenger RNA, 2601 nt
Organism: Capsicum annuum
Lineage: Eukaryota; Viridiplantae; Streptophyta; Magnoliopsida; Solanales; Solanaceae
Product: calcium-dependent protein kinase 5
Exons: 8
Coding region: 380-2002 (540 amino acids)
Biological process (GO): intracellular signal transduction; peptidyl-serine phosphorylation; protein autophosphorylation
Cellular component (GO): nucleus; cytoplasm
Molecular function (GO): calcium ion binding; calcium-dependent protein serine/threonine kinase activity; calcium/calmodulin-dependent protein kinase activity
Source: RefSeq, a predicted model, not a curated record
AAACACACAAGACGGUAGUGAAUCCUAGUCGAAGAAAGAAAGGGAAUGAAUGGGGGGUGCAUAGUCGUUUUUCCACUAUUUAUUUAUGGUUGCUUUAUUAAAAAGAGAAAUAAAAUGAAAACACGGAGAGAGUGCGUAGAUUUUUAUUAUUAAAAUAAUAAUACAACUGGUAGUUGCAAGUAGGAUGCAAGAGUAGAUCGUUGACCUCCUUCAUCUUCAUCUUCAUCUUCUUUCUUCUUCUUCUUCGAGCUAGGUACGUGCUUUGAUACCCUUUUGUCAGUUCUUUAGAUCUAUAUCAAUCAAUCAAUCAAUCAAUGAAUGGAUAUUUUUGAUUGGAUGAGGAAAGCGUUGAGUGUAAGCUGGGGACUUUGAUUGCUUGAUGGGCAACGCAUGCCGUGGAUCUUUCCGAGCCAAAACUUUUCAGGGCAGCUACCCUCAGAACCAUUCCACUUCCAAGCAUAGUAAAGUAGAAGAAGAACAACAACCAGACCCAGCCCCCCUCGUCGUCAAAGAUCAUAGCACCAGCACCAAGAAUAUGAACCAUCGCAGCAGCGCUAACCAGUCGUGUUGCGUUCUGGGUCAUAAGACCCCUAACAUUCGGGAUCUCUACGCUCUCGGUCGUAAACUUGGACAAGGCCAGUUUGGGACCACUUAUUUAUGCACCGAAUUGUCCACCUGUAUCGACUACGCCUGUAAAUCUAUUGCCAAGAGAAAACUCAUCUCCAAAGAAGACGUUGAAGAUGUCCGCAGGGAAAUUCAGAUAAUGCACCAUUUGGCUGGUCACAAGAACAUCGUUUCCAUCAAGGGUGCUUAUGAGGAUCCCUUGUAUGUUCAUAUUGUCAUGGAGCUUUGUGGCGGCGGUGAGUUGUUCGACCGCAUCAUUCAAAGAGGACACUAUACCGAGAGAAAGGCUGCUGAUUUGACUAAAAUUAUUGUUGGUGUUGUUGAGGCAUGCCAUUCCCUUGGAGUUAUGCAUAGAGAUCUCAAACCUGAGAAUUUCUUGUUGGUUAACAAGGACGAUGAUUUCUCUCUCAAGGCCAUUGACUUUGGACUCUCUGUAUUCUUUAAGCCAGGCCAAAUUUUCACAGAUGUUGUUGGGAGUCCAUAUUACGUUGCUCCUGAGGUGCUUCUGAAGAAUUACGGUCCAGAAGCAGAUGUUUGGACAGCAGGAGUCAUACUCUAUAUCCUGCUAAGUGGUGUUCCACCAUUCUGGGCUGAAACACAGCAGGGGAUAUUUGAUGCAGUUCUGAAAGGGCACAUUGAUUUUGACUCAGAUCCUUGGCCUUUAAUAUCUGAGAGUGCAAAAGAUCUCAUCCGGAAGAUGUUAUGCAUGCGACCCUCAGAGCGGUUAACUGCUCAUGAAGUACUAUGUCAUCCUUGGAUUUGUGAAAACGGUGUUGCUCCAGAUAGAGCACUUGAUCCUGCAGUACUUUCUCGCCUCAAACACUUUUCUGCAAUGAACAAGUUAAAAAAGAUGGCUCUGCGGGUGAUUGCUGAAAGCUUGUCGGAGGAAGAGAUUGCCGGUCUUAAGGAGAUGUUUAAGGCCAUGGAUACUGAUAAUAGUGGUGCAAUUACAUUCGAUGAACUAAAAGCUGGUUUGAGAAAAUACGGCUCUACUCUAAAGGAUAUAGAGAUACGGGAACUUAUGGAUGCGGCUGACGUGGACAAUAGUGGAACUAUUGACUAUGGAGAAUUCAUUGCAGCAACUAUUCACCUUAACAAACUGGACCGCGAGGAACAUCUCAUGGCAGCAUUUCAGUAUUUUGACAAGGAUGGAAGUGGUUAUAUUACAGUUGAUGAGCUCCAGCAGGCAUGUGCAGAUCAUAACAUUACGGAUGUAUUAUUUGAGGAUAUUAUCAGAGAAGUUGAUCAAGAUAACGAUGGACGCAUUGAUUAUGGAGAAUUUGUUGCUAUGAUGCAAAAAGGAAAUCCAUGCAUAGGAAGACGAACUAUGCGAAAUAGUCUGAAUUUCAGCAUGAGAGAUGCGCCCGGAGCUCAUUAGCUUUUUGAAUGGGCAUAUUAUUUAGGCUACGUUAGAUAUUGCAGAACGUGGUGCAUCUUUUAUUUGGAGCAUGAAAUUUGGAUUUGCUCUUGGUCAUGUUAUGUGUAGAAGGUAUUGCGACAUUCAUACCAGCUAGUUUGCAUGUUUUACAGAGAACAUAGCAGAGGCGAUGAAACUACCAAAACAACGUCUGCUACCCAGUCCUGACAGGAGCAUGCCAUGCUCUCAAGUUUGAUUAGAAGAGGAUGACUGAAAGAGCUCGUAGACUGCUAUUGGCUUGCUGUGUGCCUCAACAAAAUGUUGAAAUCUCUGUAGACCUUAGUGUGUGAAAUUGUUUCAGCUGCCCAGUGUUCUUUAGUUGAGGCUUCACGCUUGCUUCAAUUAGAAGGAUACAUCCUUCUCAAUCAGUUUCACAUUUGUAAUUUACAUAAUGUUGUAUUUUAUCCAUGAGUUUUUUUCUCUAUUGGGAGACGUGUCUUUAUUGUUUUAAAAGGGAAAGAACACGAUUUGGUGCAACAAUUUACACAAGCUAUGUUUGCAGAACAUGGUCGAUGACGAGCUUGAUUUAAUCACAACAUAUUCUGAUUUCCUCCUUUUCA